Orycteropus afer afer is the source of this 951-nucleotide messenger RNA. NCBI's taxonomy places the organism in Eukaryota, Metazoa, Chordata, Mammalia, Tubulidentata, Orycteropodidae. The record is from RefSeq and is a predicted model, not a curated record.
AUGCAAGCCACCACAUCCGGGCUCAGCUGGGCAGUGACUGUGAUGCCAUUGUGCUCACUGGGGACGGCUGCCCGGUUUGUAUUGCUAUGGAUCCGCCUUCCUGACAUCGCCAACCCCUUUUCUCUCAGUUCCACCAUCUCAUUAAGCAAAAAAAGUUGCUGUUUGGACCACAAAGGCUGUGCCAUUGAACAGAAGACAUCCCAGGGAGGUGGGGGAUGGAAGAAUAUUGAAAGGGCAUCUAAAUCUGCUGCCGCUGCGUCGUUUUGGAAAGAUGGUGAUCCUUGGUAUUCUCAUCCUGUAUAUGCAAGAUACUGGCGGCAUUAUCGCCAAGCCAUGGCUUGGAUGCAAAGCCACCACCAUGCCUACAGGAAGGCCGUGGAUUCCUAUUUCAGUGCCCUGUGGGCCCCCUCCCCUGAAGCUUUUCCCUUCGGCUAUGGAUAUCCUCAGUCUUCCUACGACCAUCGCUCGGCGCCCCAGGACUACCACCACACAUACCCGCGUUUGAAAGGGCCUGGAAAGCGCCCACGUGACAGCCAUCGAGUCCAUGCAUCCACCAGAGAACAGCAGGCUUCAUCAGAGGAGGAGGAGACAGACGAGUCAGACGGGGAGGUUGAAUGCGACCUGAGCAACAUGGAGAUCACUGAGGAGCUACGCCAGUACUUUGCAGAGACCGAGAGGCACAGAGAAGAGCGACGGCGGCAGCAGCAGCUGGAUGCCAAGCGCCUGGAGGACUAUGUGUAUGCUGACCACGACCUGUACUACAACACCCACCGGUCGGUGGAGCCUCCGUCUGAGAGGCCCGGCGAGAGGCGCCAGGCCGAGAUGAAGCGGCUGUACGGGGCCAGCGCUGCCAAGAUCCAGGCCAUGGAGGCCGCGGUGCAGCUGAACUUCAACAAACACUGUGAUCGCAAGCGGCCCAAGUACUGGCCAGUCAUUCCCUUGAAGUUCUGA